Microcebus murinus (gray mouse lemur) is the source of this 2917-nucleotide messenger RNA. RefSeq names its product family with sequence similarity 199, X-linked (gene FAM199X). The record is from RefSeq and is a predicted model, not a curated record. Lineage: Eukaryota; Metazoa; Chordata; Mammalia; Primates; Cheirogaleidae.
CGGCGGCAGCUCAACGCUGACGGGCUGGGCCGGGCAGCUGCGGCGGCGACGGUGGCGGCGACGACGACGGAGGCUGCUGCAGAGGCCACUGAGGCGCUGACUGGGUGGCCGGCGGGUCGUCGUGGCCUCCAGCAGCCUCCUCGCGCGGCCCCUCACUCCCUGGGCAGCGGCGGGCGGCAGCGCUCAGCCUGCCAGUGAGCUGAGGCGGGCACACCCUGGAGCGGCGGCCACUGUGGACAGGUUAGAGUGGGGGCAGGGGCGGGCGCGGGAGCAGCCCGGGGCCAGAGACGGAGCUCAAGCCAGGCCAUCUCCAACCAUGUCCGACGAGACGUCGGCCACCACUUCCUACGAGAAGUUUCUAACCCCCGAGGAACCCUUCCCGCUCCUGGGACCCCCUCGCGGAGUGGGCACCUGCCCGAGCGAGGAGCCGGGCUGCCUGGACAUCAGCGACUUUGGCUGCCAGCUGUCCUCCUGCCAUCGCACUGACCCACUCCACCGCUUCCACACCAACAGGUGGAACCUAACUUCUUGUGGAACAAGUGUUGCCAGCUCAGAAUGCAGUGAGGAACUGUUUUCAUCCGUUUCUGUUGGAGAUCAAGAUGAUUGCUAUUCUCUGUUAGAUGAUCAAGACUUCACUUCUUUUGAUUUGUUCCCUGAGGGGAGUGUCUGCAGUGAUGUCUCUUCUUCUAUUAGCACUUACUGGGAUUGGUCAGAUAGCGAGUUUGAAUGGCAGUUACCAGGCAGUGACAUUGCCAGUGGGAGUGAUGUACUUUCUGAUGUCAUACCCAGUAUUCCAAGUUCACCUUGCCUGCUUCCUAAAAAGAAAAACAAGCACCGGAAUUUAGAUGAGCUUCCUUGGAGUGCAAUGACAAAUGAUGAGCAGGUGGAAUAUAUUGAGUAUCUGAGUCGGAAAGUCAGUACUGAGAUGGGUCUUCGGGAGCAACUUGAUAUUAUUAAGAUCAUUGAUCCUUCUGCUCAAAUCUCCCCUACAGACAGUGAGUUUAUUAUUGAACUUAACUGUCUCACAGAUGAAAAACUGAAGCAGGUCAGAAACUAUAUCAAGGAGCAUAGCCCUCGCCAACGGCCUACAAGAGAGGCCUGGAAGAGAAGCAACUUUAGUUGUGCAAGCACCAGUGGAGUGAGCGGUGCCAGCGCCAGCAGCAGCAGUGCCAGCAUGAAGCGAUCCAAGCAGAGGAAGUUACAGCAGAAGGCCUUCCGCAAGAGGCAGCUGAAAGAGCAGAGACAGGCCCGGAAGGAGAGACUCAGCGGGCUCUUCCUUAAUGAAGAGGUGCUGUCCUUGAAAGUGACUGAGGAAGACCAUGAAGCAGAUGUUGAUGUUUUGAUGUAAUAAGGGUGAAUUUAUCAGCAUUCUUUCUGAGCAUUAAAGUAUUCUAUCCUUAUUGGUUUACAUGCAUCUUGACCAAAAUUUUGGUUAGGGCUGUGCUGAUGUACCAUAAAUAAUUUAGGCUAGUGGUUCUCAGCGGGUGGUUCAGGGACCUGCCGCUUCAUCAUUACCUGAGUUGUCCAGAAUACAUACAUACUACUGGGCCCCACCCCCAGACCUAGUGAAACAGAAACCAGAGGGGAGGGGCUCAGCGUUGUGUUUUAACUAGUGCCAGAUUAUUCUGAUGCACAUUCUAGUUUAAAAACCACUGACUUGGGUAAAUGUUUUGACUAUUUAAACAUUGUGGUGGUUAAGUGAGCUUUUUCAAAGACUAGUACUUUCACAGUUUUGAAGAUUUCAAAGUACUGCUGUCAAGUAGUUUAUUAUGUCAGUAUAUGUAAUGUGUGAAGAUCAUAAUUCAGUUCCCUUCUUAAUGUUACAGUUUCUUAGUUUACUUUUUCUAAAGGGCCAUAGCAUAAUUCCUGAUUCCUGGUGGAAAUCUUUUUUGAGGUGUGGGUGUGGGCAAGGUGUGGAUUGCUGUUUACAAUAGUGCCUUCAUUAGGUUUAGUUCUAUUUUCAUUCAUUAUUAACUCAAAGGUAUAAGAACAGGCCCUAAUCUUUUUCCUGUUAGAUUUAUUUUUUGUUUUUCACUUUAUGUAAAUGCAUUAUCCUCUCUGUAAGUGAUGACUACUGAGGAAGUAAUGUUACUAAUAUCUGAAUUUUAGACUUGAUGCUAUGUUGAUUAUUAUUCAAAUUGAGAAAGCAAUUAGGCAAAAGAACCAGUUAUACUUUUCCAUUGCUUUCUGAAAUUUUAGGCUGUAGAAUUGUCUCAGAGGCAGAAAAUAAGUCUCUCUAUAGCUCUUUCAAGUCCUUUUUGUAGGUCUUUUUAUUUUUCAGCACAGCUCUAAUUUUCAAAUAUUUGGUAUAACAGCUUCUGGCAUGUGACCUAGUUAAUGUUCAAAAUUACCUGAUGAAGACCCUUAUAGUUCCGCUAAACUUCUCUAUAAAUUACUAGACAUAUACAGAGCAGUAAAGAUAUAGAAACCUUAGCUUGUUGGUUAUUAAUAGAACCCUAAUUUUAAAUGUGAAAUCAUGGAAUUUCUUUAAAUGUUUUCAUAGAGAGUUUGUUAUGAACAUUGGGAAUAGCCUGAUUCCUUUUCUUCUACCACAUGUCUUGAACAUUCACAUGGGUUAAAGAAGAUGGAAACUGAUACUACUGACAAUCAAGCUGCUUGCUGACUUUCAUAAUUUUCUUUUUAUUGUGGGUGACAUUUGGGAGGUAAUCAUGAUUCUGUAGAAAGAGUUUUAAUCAAUAUUUUUUGAACUCUAGAGUCCAGAGGUUAAUGGGAUUUCUACUUUUUACUUUUUGUUUAUAUCUAGUAGCUUGUUAAGAAAAUGAUUAAUGACUUAAAUUCUUAAUUCUCAGUUGAUAUGAAGGCUUAAAUUUUGCUUACAAUCAUGUGUUUUAAAUUUUUUAUUUCAUUUUGGUUCCUUGAAUAUUAAAAAAUGAAAACAAGGCCGGGCGCGGUGGCU